AACAACAUCAAGCAAGUUGUAAAGCAUCGUCCUUGCAGAUGUCCUACUUGUGCCUCAUGGUUCGAUACUACCUACAGCAUUUGCUUGCUCAACAUCUACAACAACGUCGUGUAGAAAAAACAGACAUCCAGCAGACAGAAGCUGUGUUUACCAGCUUCUUGAAUUUUCUCAGGCCUGGUGCUGCGGGUGCGACGUCAUUUGCGCCAAAACAACGCACUUUCGGACGCGGUGCUGCUUCUUCUAGAGCAUCAAAUGCGACUAGCAGCAGUGUCGUGGGGGGAGCUUACAUCGUUCGUCAAGCUCGUCAAGGAGAACAAGGUGAAGUAGGAUCUUCUGUCAUGACAUCGCUUUUAGAAUACGCGCAACAGCACGAUGAGAUGGAAACCGUGGCGCUACUUGCUCAUACACAGGAAGCAUCUCCUGUUCUCGAACAAAUUCAAUCAUUCCUUCUUGAACCGGCAAAAAAUCGUCUUCAGAUCCUCA
This is a messenger RNA of Amoebophrya sp. A25, 483 nucleotides long. NCBI's taxonomy places the organism in Eukaryota, Dinophyceae, Syndiniales, Amoebophryaceae. The record is from the annotation of a GenBank genome assembly.